GCAUCAAAAUGUUGUAAGAAGAGUUCCGAUACUAUCAACGAACAAGCUGAACAGAGUUCCGAUACUAUCAAUGUACAAGCUAAACAGAGUGCCUAUACUAUCAACGUACAAGUUGAACAGAGUGCCGCUACUGUCAACGAACAAGCUAAACAGAGUUCCGAUACUAUCAACGUAAAAGCUGAACAGAGUGCCUAUACUAUCAACGUACAAAUAAAGCAGAGUUCCGCUACUGGCAACGAACAAACUGGACAGAGUUCCGCUACUGGCAACGAACAAGCUGGAGAGAGUUCCGCUACUGGCAACGAACAAGCUGGAGAGAGUUCCGCUACUGGCAACGAACAAGCUGGAGAGAGUUCCGCUACUGGCAACGAACAAGCUGGAGAGAGUUCCGCUACUGGCAACGAACAAGCUGGAGAGAGUGCCCAUUCUAUUAAAGUACAAGUUGAAAGGAGUUCCGAUGCUGUAAACGUAAAAGUUGAACAGGAUUCAAGUUGUUGUUGUUCAUCGUGUUGGUGCGAGAUUUUGAUUGCCUUCCUGGAGAUAAUUUUUCUUUAUGGACCCUGCAUCUAUUUAAUAGUAUUUGACUGGGAAAGAAAUCGUAUCCGGUCUAUUGUGUUGAUUUUCAUAAUAAUUAUGUUUUGUAUUUUGGUACUGGUUAACCAAUGCAUUAUUCUAAAAGGCUUUGUUCCACCUACGACUCAUUGUCAAAUUUUACGUACUGCUUUCAAAGAUUUGAAAAAAAUUAUUGAUUCGUCUAAUUGUAAUUGUAGUGAAUUCCUUUAUUUUUUUGCGAUUUUAUUUCUUUUAACAUUUCUUUUUUUUUCUAUUGUAGUAUGGAUUAAGUUCUUGUUUGACUUGAUUACCUAUUUUUUUUUUGAAUUUGAGAAAAUGAACCUAACUCUGUUAAUUGGUUUUGUGACUUUGAUAUACAUCUAUGACUGUCUUAAUAAAAUGAAUCUAGAGCUGAAAUACUGUUUAGAAGAUUUUGAAAGUCAACUGGACAAGUUAAUUAACAAAUCAAGGACAUUUAAUGUUUCAGAUCAAUUACCAAACCGCAUUAAAGAUAUGCUCUUAAUGCAAGUGUCAUACAACAAGAAGAUCAGAAGGAAACAGAAGACAGAGCCUUUCAAACAGUUGGUUUAUUUUUUUGAUAGCCAUGGGAACAUCUAUUUCUCCAAACAAUUAUUUUAUAAAUGCUGUUCAUCCUAUUAUGGCAAAGCGGGUCACGAUGGGAAGAUGUGCAGUAUUCUGUGCUUACAUAUUCUAAGGUGUAUUGCCCUUGUGUUGUAUCUGGGGAUGAUAGUUUCUGUCGUCUGGUACUUCGACAAGCUAUACGACUUGAGCAAUUUAACAACAUUUCUAACAACGUUUGCUGGUGGCUUGUUGCCGAAACUAGUCUCUCCUUUGCUCACUUUGAUUUCUACAAAGAGCGAAGUGAAGCUUCGAGAGGAAAACAAAAGGUUUAUUAGAAUUGUUUAUAAGACAAUUAAAGAUUUCAAGGAAGAUUUUCAAAAAGAUUCAGAACAGGGUCCCAGUACUAGCAAUACUCCUGGUCAAGAGGAUCCCAGUCUUAACAUUACCCCUGGUCAAGAGGGUCCCAGUACUAGCAGUACCCCUGGUCAAGAGGCCGGCAGUUCUGCUGGUCAACAGCUGCCCCCUACAUCACUUGGACAAGCUGCACAAGCACCAGAAGGACUGGUUGAAACAGACACCGAUAUCAGUAUGGAUAGCAACGUUUCAGAACAUACACAGCUAAUCCCACUUGAAAUCAAAGAUAAACGCAAGACCAAAUUGUACACUACAGGUGAAACAAAUGUCUAAAAGCUUUGAUCCAUAGUUGGAAAGUACAGGUUUUUAAAGUAACAGCAGUGUUCAGUCUCAUUGAAUUUUACCUAUGUUUCCGUCUGCUGUACAUCAGCUUCUUCACUUAAUUUUUACAUGAAUGAAUUGAAUAUUUUUUAAACUUUAUUCAUCACUAGCUGACAUGUCGUGCGUCGCUGUGUUCUUCAUAAUUUUCAUUGUGAUCGGAUGAAUGGUGUAAUAAAGUUUAAAAAUACACCAUUGGUAACAUACUAACAAUUAAAUGCCAUUGUUAUCAUAACCAGUGCUCCCGGAUUACGUCUAUUAUAAAAACACAGCCGCCCGCAUCUGAUCAGCUAUAUAUAUAUAUAAACAUGCUAAGUCACUUCUUACUGAUUUUGAGGAUAUCGACUUAAAAAUGUUUUUCGUAAACUAACCUUUUGAUAUUUUAUAUUUUACUGUUAAGAAUAGUAUUUAAUGUUAUAGCUUUUUCAACAAAAUUUAGUAUACAGCUUUAAUUGAGAAGGCUAUAAGAAUAACUCAUUUUCUUCAAAAAGGUGGACUUAGCAGGUUUUGCAAAAGUACUCCUAAUA
Physella acuta is the source of this 2393-nucleotide messenger RNA. RefSeq lists its product as uncharacterized. NCBI's taxonomy places the organism in Eukaryota, Metazoa, Mollusca, Gastropoda, Physidae. The record is from RefSeq and is a predicted model, not a curated record.